Molecule: messenger RNA, 1881 nt
Organism: Cryptococcus deneoformans JEC21
Lineage: Eukaryota; Fungi; Basidiomycota; Tremellomycetes; Tremellales; Cryptococcaceae
Product: Rho GTPase activator, putative
Exons: 8
Coding region: 365-1759 (464 amino acids)
Biological process (GO): regulation of fungal-type cell wall organization; activation of GTPase activity; signal transduction
Cellular component (GO): cell cortex
Molecular function (GO): GTPase activator activity
Source: RefSeq, a predicted model, not a curated record
AGCCCAUUAAACGCCUUCCGCGGCUUCCCAGCGUGGUUUCCAUCGUCCACGACACCACAUCUCUCCAGCGACGAGCAACCAGCCACCAAGAGAACCAGCACGAGCAGUCAGCCCGCCGCCCCACCCACACACACUUGCAACUACCAGCACUAAUUCGUUUUCCCUCAUAUAAUCUUCCAUUCUACAAAUCAUCCGGCACGUCACGCCCAGUUUCUCAUAGUUAUCUCAGUAGAGCCUGUUCGUUCUCUAUACAGCCACGAAAGUAGCAGUACAUCAGCCAACUUUGUCUGCUCUCCGUUUUCUCUGCUGUUCAUCAUCACACCCCUUACUCUUCUGUCUCAACGGGGUUGGGGAGCACACCUCGAUGGUGUCAACAAGACCUUCCCCUGCACCGGCCCGUGGCCGAGUUGCUUAUCCGUCUGCUGCGUCCUACGUCCCAGGAGACGCAAACAAUUCUCCCGCUUAUCCUAGUGCUUCUUCUCCUGUCAAGGAAGUCAGCUCCCGUGAAUCAGACAAAGAACGUGCCCAGGGAUUGAAGACUUGGUGGAAGGGCUUCAGAGAAAGGGAGGCGGCUGAUGAUAAGCAAUGGGAUGACGGGCGAGUCGUGUUCGGGGUUCCUCUGGAAAUAUCUACAAAGUAUGCUUCGGUGCAGCUAUCGACCAGCGGACCUGAUGAUUCCCUUUACGUCUGGGGUGUCAUCCCAGUUGUUGUGGCCAAGUGUGGAUUGUAUCUGAAGGAAAACGCGACCAUGGUAGAAGGGACUUUCCGUGUAUCUGGCUCGGCAAAGCGAAUGCGAGAUCUUCAGUUGCUAUUCGAUACGGGGCCUAAGUAUGGUAAAGAUAUUGACUGGAAAAGGCUACCAUACACCACGCAUGACGUGGGGACCAUUUUCAGGAGGUUUCUCACUCAAAUGCCGGAACCCAUUGUGCCCUUCCGCUACUAUGGAGCAUUCCGAUUGGUCAUGGAGAAAUUUACGUCCGGAGAGACGUCCGUCGAUCAAGCUAUUGACGAGUACAAACAUCUCAUUCAGUCGCUACCCAACGUCAACAGGUAUCUCCUGCUCUACGUAUUGGAUCUCUUGAGUGUUUUCGCCAGGCGCUCAGAUAUUAACCUCAUGACUGCAGCAAACUUGGCGCUCAUAUUCCAACCGGGCAUCAUUUCGCAUGAGAUACACGCCAUGCAGCCUCGCGAGCAUGUGUUAUCUCAGCAAGUUUUAGAAUUCUUGAUUGAACAUCAAAAGCAUUUUGUUGAUGGAGUGAAAACCACUUCUCAUAAAGGCAAGGAAAAGACCAAGGCUAAGCGGUCUGGCAGCAAAUCAUCUUCAAAGCAGAUGGUGCCUGCGCCUUUGGUCAGAGCAGACUCGGAUUUGAUGGUCCCCUCGGACUCUGAUGACGAAGCCCCAUUGGGAGGCUAUUAUGUGAUCGAAGGGAGGAUCAGAUCGCCUAUACCUGUCGCUAACACGACUACAUCCCCUUCCAUUGAGAAGGUCACAUCACCGCCACCACUUCGUCCAAAGCCAACGAUGGACACGUUGGAGCCUUCGGAUUCUGAUGAGGAUGUCCCUCCAGGCGGUUAUGAAGUACGAUCCGGUGAUUUUGAAGCUACCCGUGCCACGUUAUUGGCAACGUCGCAUCGUAACGUGGCAUCUAGAACAGUGAGCGAAAGCUUAGCUCGUCGGAAGACAGUACCUGCUCGUGUGGGUGUCGGACUGAGCUCCAAGAUUGGGAAGUCCAGGAAGGUGACCAAAGAGGCUCCAUGAAGUUUUUGAGAUCAGAUUGCUGUAUAUUUGUAAAUGUUGGCUACGGACGGAGUAUGUAGAUAUAUCUGAUUAGUCUGUUCGGCAACUUGUUUUCUCUUUGUAUGUAAAAUUUGGUAUCCAGA